UGCACGUCAUACCACACAAUUUCCCACCUUUUCCACCAGGUUUUGUACAAGCCGCUGUCUUCUUCUUCGAGCUCUAUACUACAAUAUUUAUUCUCUGUUGCUCUGUCUGUUUACAAAUUAACAAUGCCCUUAUUCUCUUCCACACAAACCAAGCUUCCUCCUUUCCCUUGUUCCACUCUCUACCCUCUUUCUCGCUCUCUUUCCUCUGUUCCCACUCUCAAACUCCGCAGACUUACCAAUCUUCCUCAACCUCUCCGAGUCCGCGCCAUUGACGCUGCACAGCCUUACGACUACGAGACCCAUAUCAAAACCCAUUUUCACCAAUCGAAUUCCCUCAAAAUCGCCAUCUUUGGGUUUGGAAAUUUCGGCCAGUUUCUAGCCAAGGCGUUCGUCAACCAAGGUCACUCUGUCCUCGCUUACUCUCGCUCCGACUACUCCAACACGGCUCAGAAACUCGGCGUCUCGUUCUAUACGGACCCACACGACCUCUGCGAACAACACCCAGAAGUGGUUGUCUUAUGCACAUCCAUUUUGUCCACAGAAAGCGUGAUCAAAUCGAUCCCAUUUCAGAGAUUGCGUCGAAACACCCUUUUCGUCGAUGUGCUUUCGGUCAAAGAGUUUCCAAGAGAUUUGCUGUUGAAGCAUUUGCCGACUGAGUUUGACAUACUCUGUUCGCACCCAAUGUUUGGACCCCAGAGCGGCAAACAUACGUGGGUUGGUCUUCCUUUUGUGUACGAUAAGGUCAGGAUAGGCGACAGUGGGUUCAGAAUCAAUCGGUGUAAGAAAUUCUUGGACAUUUUCGCGAGGGAAGGUUGUAGGAUGGUCGAAAUGUCGUGCGAGGAGCAUGAUAGGCAUGCGGCGGGUUCACAGUUCGUGACGCAUACGAUGGGGAGGGUGUUGGAGAAGUAUGGUUUGGUUUCUUCGCCAAUAAAUACAAAAGGGUACGAGACCCUUUUGGAUUUGGUGGAUAAUACAGCAGGGGAUAGCUUUGAUUUGUAUUAUGGACUGUUUAUGUAUAAUAAAAAUGCAAUAAAGCAGCUUGAGAGGUUGGAUAUGGCAUUCGAGGAUCUUAAGAAAGAGCUGUUUGGGCAUUUGCAUGAGGCCUGUAGGAAAGAGCUGUUUGGGCAUGCAAAAGCUAGAACGGAAAUUUCAGACGAUAAAGAGCCUGCCCGGCCACGGAAGUUGCUUUCUCUUGGUGCUCAAAAUGGUGUUCUUGUAAAUACUAUUACGGAGACAGAGAAAAGUGAUUGAAAAGAGAAAAGUGAUCGAAAAGAAAAGAAAAAGGAAAACUGAAAAUGAUAAUUUUCUGCUUCUGUGGUCUGCAUACAUAUAUAUAUAUAUAUAUAUAUCUAUGAAUGCUAUUUAAAUACUUUGCCUUUUUCUUUUGGUCGGACACGAUCUUGUAGUGCCGCUCAGGAAAAAGUCGACCUUUUUCUAUUUUAAUCAACUUUCAUAUGAUCUAGUUUUAAUAAUUAGCUAUAUAGUGGGCGAAAUAUGAUAUAUAAUAGAUUUGUAACUAUCAAGAGGAUGCAUUUCCUUGUUACUUUAAUAAAGUGCCUUUUUA
This is a messenger RNA of Ziziphus jujuba (common jujube), 1564 nucleotides long. Its product is annotated as arogenate dehydrogenase 2, chloroplastic. Lineage: Eukaryota; Viridiplantae; Streptophyta; Magnoliopsida; Rosales; Rhamnaceae. Gene Ontology annotation, biological process: L-tyrosine biosynthetic process. Gene Ontology annotation, molecular function: NAD+ binding; arogenate dehydrogenase (NADP+) activity; prephenate dehydrogenase (NADP+) activity. Bases 124 to 1251 code for a protein of 375 amino acids. The transcript has a single exon. The record is from RefSeq and is a predicted model, not a curated record.